AUGGAGCUGCUGAUCGUCAUGAUGCUGGUAGUCGGGGCAGCUGCAGCCCCAGACUCCCAGGGAGACCGGAUCAUUGGAGGGAGAGACUGCAUCACUGGCUCCCGUCCCUACCAGGUGGCUCUCCUGAGGAACGGCCGCAUCUACUGUGGUGGGAGCCUGAUAGCCCCGAAUUGGGUGCUGACUGCUGCACACUGCCGCAUACACAAAAGCUCCCUGAAGGUGCAUCUAGGGGAUUAUAAUCUACGGGUGAAUGAAGGCACAGAACAGAUACGAAGAAUCCGCAGCUUCUUCGUGCAUCCAGAGUACAACCUCCGCCGUCAUGACAAUGACUUCAUGCUUCUGGAGUUGGAUGCGCCAGCUCAACUCAACAACUACGUGAACACAAUCAACCUGGCUACCAGUUGUCCCUCUCCUGGAACACCAUGCGUCGUGUCAGGAUGGGGCACUAUCAGGUCCCCCCAAAAUUUGUUCCCAGACGUCAUGCGAUGUGCAGAUGUCUAUAGCAUCAGCCAGGCCAGGUGCCAGGCAGACUACGGGGGCAUAAUCACAGAGAACAUGCUCUGUGCUGGUGUGGAACAGGGCGGCAUAGACUCAUGCCAGGGCGAUUCAGGAGGCCCACUGGUCUGCAAUGGGCAGCUGCAAGGCGUGGUUUCCUGGGGGUCAUCUGUCUGUGCCCUGCCAGGACGGCCUGGGGUCUAUGCCAAUGUCUGCAAAGCUGCCCAGUGGGUGAGGAACAUCAUAGGGAGGAAGUGUGCCAGAUCGGACUGAGAGCUCACAGCACAUCCCGCCUGCCACAAUAACCCACCAAACACACGCCCCAGCCACACCUCUCCUCAUCUCGCCGCAGCACCCAGGGGGUGCUGAUCUGGAUCAGACUAGGAUGGGGGCACUGC
Dermochelys coriacea (leatherback sea turtle) is the source of this 893-nucleotide messenger RNA. RefSeq names its product trypsin-3-like. Gene Ontology annotation, biological process: proteolysis. Gene Ontology annotation, molecular function: serine-type endopeptidase activity. The record is from RefSeq and is a predicted model, not a curated record. NCBI's taxonomy places the organism in Eukaryota, Metazoa, Chordata, Testudines, Dermochelyidae. The transcript is spliced from 5 exons. The coding region runs from base 1 to 768 and encodes 255 amino acids.